UAAACUCUGCCAUAUCAUUUUAUUCUUAAAUUAAUCAUAUUGCCAAUCUAAAAUAAAGUAAGAUAAACGGAUUAAUUAAUUGGAUAUUAAAAUUUUUAAGAUAAUUUGUUAACAACGUCACAGACGAAUUGUAUAAGGUUGCAUUAAAAGUAAAAAUACGCGGGAAUUUAUACGAAUUUCAAGUCUAAUUUUAUCGAAGCAUAUUCAAAAUCGAAUUUUCGAUAUUUUCGAUUAUAAAUAAAAAACGAUAAUGGAUAAAUUUACACUUCAUUGUUUUAAAUUAUUUUAAAUAGCGAAGAUUUUAAAGGUAAAUACUCAAAUUCGAUUCACGCGGAGAUCUUUUGAUUGAUAGAUAGAUCGAUAGAUAAUUGAUUGUCACCUUACGGUCACUUUGUAUUUCUUUCAAUAACGCAGUAAUAACAAUUGACGAUUUAUGAAGUUUAAUAAUCUAUGAUUACUCAUGAGUUGCAUCAGAAAAAGCAAGUGACUAUAAUACAAAACAGUUUUACAUAAAAGUACAAGAAUAAGAUAUCAUUGGAAGUGAUAGAAAUAUUAAUUGUGAAGCUCUAUUUUUAUAUAAAUAAUUUUUGUAUAAUCUAUUAUAAUAUGGUAACCUUAAUGGAUUCUAUAUGCAAUACUAUUGGUAUCGAUAGAGUGGAUAUGCAUGGAAGAAUGGUUUUAAUCGAAGAGCAACAUGGCUCUGAUGCAAAUUUUUUAGUGAAUGCACUUAUUUCAAAUGCAUUGAAAAAGGACUAUGGAAUUUGUUUUGUACUUUUUCAUAAUACAUUCAGUCAUUAUCAUAAUGUAAGUAUGAGAAGUGGUCAUAACCUAAUGACAUUAAAAGAAAAGGGUAAAGUAACACUUGUGGAGCCCAUGAAAGAAUUAAUGAAUAAUAUAAAUGGAAUAUAUAUGGAUACCGAUACUAUAGACGUUAGUAACAGAAUUUUCUUUGAUUUAAAUAUGAAAGUGUCGGAUAAUAGCAAAGAUAAUAGAUUAAAUGGUAUGACUGUGGUUGAUAACAUGUUUAAACUUUUAAGAGAUAGCUAUAAUGAAGUGGCAAAUCAAAACAAAACAGUUUUAAUAAUUAUAGAGGAUAUUUCUCAUCUGUCCGAUUUAGGAUUAACUCUUAAAGAUUCUAUGUACUAUGUAAGAUAUAUAAGAUCGCUUAUGGAAUCUUAUCCUAUGACACAGUUGUGUGUUACAGUGCAUACAUACCAAAAUGAUGUACAAAGUUGUACUCCUAAUUUUAUUUGUAAUAAUCUUAAAUAUAUGGCAGAUCUUGUUCUUAUAGCAGAACCAUUAAUGACUGGUCAUUCUAAUGAUGCUUCUGGAAAAAUAACAGUCUGCUGGAAUGUAGAUUCUGUAAGAAGCGAAUAUCAUUGGACAGAAAAAAUGACAUAUUUAUAUAAAUUGCUAGGUUGGCAUGUAAAAAUAUUUGCACUCGGUGCAACAACGUUUGUGACAUAAAAGACUUGCUUAUGAAAACAUCGAUGUAUUAUAUUAUUU
Vespa velutina is the source of this 1506-nucleotide messenger RNA. It is a transcript of the gene Elp6, whose product is annotated as elongator complex protein 6-like. Gene Ontology annotation, cellular component: elongator holoenzyme complex. Lineage: Eukaryota; Metazoa; Arthropoda; Insecta; Hymenoptera; Vespidae. The record is from RefSeq and is a predicted model, not a curated record. Gene Ontology annotation, biological process: tRNA wobble uridine modification. The transcript is spliced from 2 exons. The coding region runs from base 607 to 1467 and encodes 286 amino acids.